AUGGGGGCGAUGGCACCCCGCACGCUGCUCCUGCUGCUGGCGGCCGCCCUGGCCCCGAACCACACUCGGGCGGGCUCACACUCGCUGCGGUAUUUCGAAACCGGCAUAUCCGGGCCCGGCCUCCGGGAGCCCCGGUUCAUUGUCGUCGGCUACGUGGACGACACGGAGUUCGUGCGCUUCGACAGUGACGCGGAGAAUCCGAGAUACGAGCCGCGGGCGCCGUGGAUGGAGCGGGAGGGGCCGGAGUAUUGGGAGGAGGAGACAGAGGGAGCCAAGGGAACCGAGCAGACUUUCCGAGUGGACCUGAGGACCCUGCGCGGCUACUACAACCAGAGCGAGGGCGGUGAGUGACCCCGGGUCGGAGGUCACGACC
Messenger RNA from Rattus rattus (black rat), 373 nucleotides. Its product is annotated as H-2 class I histocompatibility antigen, Q10 alpha chain-like. Lineage: Eukaryota; Metazoa; Chordata; Mammalia; Rodentia; Muridae. The record is from RefSeq and is a predicted model, not a curated record. Gene Ontology annotation, molecular function: signaling receptor binding; peptide antigen binding. Gene Ontology annotation, cellular component: external side of plasma membrane. Gene Ontology annotation, biological process: positive regulation of T cell mediated cytotoxicity; immune response; antigen processing and presentation of endogenous peptide antigen via MHC class Ib. The transcript has 2 exons. Bases 1 to 351 code for a protein of 116 amino acids.